Molecule: messenger RNA, 654 nt
Organism: Saccharomyces cerevisiae S288C
Lineage: Eukaryota; Fungi; Ascomycota; Saccharomycetes; Saccharomycetales; Saccharomycetaceae
Gene: YGR153W
Exons: 1
Coding region: 1-654 (217 amino acids)
Source: RefSeq, marked reviewed
AUGGGAAAGGCCUGUUUGAAUAAAGAAGUCGGCACUUACGAAUGUGAGGGGGAAAGAGAUACCUACUCAUUUUUUACCUCUCUCUCAGAUAUACAGGAUUCAAGUAGUAACGAGGAACAAUGCGGUGUAGGAAGUAUAUUGAGUGAAGAUAGUUUCACGUUUGAAGGGUCCAACGUGAGCAUACGGUUAUUUUCCUUGGACUUAAAUGCCUUGAAUGAAAAUGAGAAUGGAUCCAAGAAUCCUGUGAAAUUUACCAUUCCGCCAAAAAUAGAACAAAGAAAGGAAGCAAGACAAAGAGAGAAACGUUUAAGGAGGGUGGCAGUACUACCUGAGAAUUCGAGAAACUACCUUGUUGAAUCAAGUAUGGAUUCAAGUAGGGAAUACAGUCAACCAUUUUUUGACUGGAGGCAUGAAAUGGUAGAACAUGGAGAGGAGAGUGUAAAACCGUGUGGUUGUCAUAAAUCGAGAAAAGCAAAAUGCUUCAAAGAACUGGAGAUGGAGAAUAUAGAAAAGGGCGAUAUAAAGAAGAGUCUCUUUUACAGAGACAUAAUUGAAUGGUGCAGAGACUAUGAAGUCAAUAAAACUAGGGAAGUCUGUGUUCCGUCUAUACACGAGUUUUACCUACAUGGAAAUGGAAGUGACAACCUCUUUUGA